Molecule: messenger RNA, 828 nt
Organism: Aureobasidium melanogenum CBS 110374
Lineage: Eukaryota; Fungi; Ascomycota; Dothideomycetes; Dothideales; Saccotheciaceae
Product: NAD(P)-binding protein
Exons: 2
Coding region: 1-828 (275 amino acids)
Cellular component (GO): intracellular anatomical structure
Molecular function (GO): oxidoreductase activity, acting on NAD(P)H, oxygen as acceptor
Source: RefSeq, a predicted model, not a curated record
AUGACAGACAAGCUUGAAGACGUGCGCCCCAUGUUCGAGUUGAAGGGACGUAAUUACAUUGUCACCGGCGGAGCACAAGGCAUUGGUUUUGCAGCAACACGAGCUAUCUGUGAGAUGGGCGGCAAUGUUGCUGUUCUGGACAUCCAAGCAAAACCUAUCGACGAAUUUGCGACCUUGAGCUCGAAAUACGGCACCAAGACUAUCUAUAUCCAGACGGAUGUGACCAAGCAGGACAGCCUCAACGACUCAUUUGCCAAAGCUCUCGAGACGCUGGGCACGAUUGAUGGUUGCGUGCCAGCAGCUGGUAUCGCUAUAGACAAGCCUUUUGUGGACCAAACUUGGGAGGAAUUCACAAGGAUUCAAGAGAUUAAUGUUCGAGGAACAUUCUUUAUGGUACAGCUUGUAGCCAAGCAAAUUAUCAAGCAGGGUACCAAGGGCAGCAUUGUCAUGAUCGCCUCACAAUCUUCCCACAUUGGCUUGCCAGGCUAUCGCAUGGCAGCCUACAACGCCUCGAAGGGUGGUGUCUUGAUGCUAGCCAAAGCAUUGGCUGUGGAACUGGCCAAAAACAGCAUUCGCGUAAACACCAUCUCGCCAGGUUUCGUGGAUUCAGAAAUGACUAGAAAUGUUCGCGCAUCGAAGAGUAAGCGAGAAGGAGAUCAGAUGUGGCUGGCUCCACCACUUCGCCAACUCAGCACUCAGAAUGAUUUGACACCUGCUAUCGUCUACCUCCUUAGCGAUGCAUCUAGGCACACGACUGCUGCUGAUAUCCAAAUCACCGGUGGUCUGCAUGCCGGAACAAUUGAUGGAGUGAUUAGCCACGAUGACUAG